This is a messenger RNA of Peronospora matthiolae, 1077 nucleotides long. Lineage: Eukaryota; Oomycota; Peronosporomycetes; Peronosporales; Peronosporaceae. The record is from the annotation of a GenBank genome assembly.
AUGAAGGAACAAGUGUUCUGCGUGAUCCCUGAAGGCGUCGAACUUGACAUGUCAGGCUUCGACCCAUGUCUCUACAUCAAGACUUCGGACGGCCAUUGCGUGUUUAUACUGGUCUACGUGGACGACGUCUUGGUGACUGGAAGCUCGCUCGAGCUGAUUGCACAAACCAAGAACGACCUGAAGACGCGGUUCGAAAUGACGGACAGCGGCAAGUGUGCGUUUGUUCUUGGGAUCGAGCUUUUGGACGGUGAAGAUGGCAGUGUGACACUAUGUCAGCGUCGGUAUGUCGAUGAUAUCCUCAAGCGCUUUGGCAUGGAUGAUUGCAAGGCAGUCGCAAGUCCAGUCGACAUGAGCUCUCGACUUGUUUCAAGUGAUGCAACUACCAAGGUCGAUGCUCCUUUUCGCGAAGCUGUUGGUGCGUUGAUGCACCUGACCACUGCAACGCGUCCGGACAUUGCGUUUGCUGUGGGCUAUGUGUCGCGGUUCAUGGAAAAUCCCCAAGAAGAACACUGGGUUGCAGUUAAGCGUAUCUUUCGCUACCUACAAGGCACCAAGACGAAUGGAAUUUGCUACAAGCCAAGUGCAAGGAUCGACUUCCGUGGAUAUUCGGAUGCGGAUUGGGCUGGUGAUCUUACCGACCGCAAGUCAACAUCGGGGUACACGUUCAUGCUACUCGGUGCGCCAGUCAGUUGGGGCAGCAAGAAGCAGCCAAGUGUUUCGUUGUCCACGAGUGAAGCCGAAUACAUCGCACUCAGCUUGGCGAUUCAAGAGGGCAAGUGGAUUCAUCGUCUGCUUUGUGAGAUCGUGAUGGCUGCCAAUGAAGAAGGACCGGAACUCAUGAUUCAUGAAGACAAUCAGUCAUGUAUCAAGAUGACGAAGAAUCCUGUCAACCAUGGCCGUGCCAAGCACAUUGACAUCAAGUACCAUCACAUCCGUGAUGAGGUCAAGCGCGGCGAAGUCAAGCUCAAGUACUGUGAGACUGCGGUGAUGUUAGCAGACAUCAUGACCAAGGCACUUCAUGGACCGCGUCACAAGGAGAUGACGACGGCUCUCGGGAUUCGUGAGCAUUCGGAUUGA